CUUAGGGUCCACACCCGGCUACGUCCACACUGUGGAGCUGCCAACGCCAAGCCACAUGGAGCUGGAGCCAAGCACACUGCACUUCUGUGUGAACGGUCGCAGGGUGGUAGAGGAAAAUGUGGAUCCUGAAACCAUGCUGCUGCCGUACCUCAGGAGGAACCUGCGGCUCCCGGGGACCAAGAACGGCUGUGGCAGCGGGGGCUGCGGCGCCUGCACCGUGAUGCUGUCGCGCUUCGACCCCAGCACCGGGCAGAUCAGACACUACCCAGCCAACGCCUGCCUGACGCCCCUCUGCUCGCUGCACGGAGUGGCCGUCACCACGGUGGAAGGCGUGGGGAGCACGAGGACACGGCUGCACCCCGUGCAGGAGAGGAUCGCCAGGACUCACGGCACGCAGUGCGGCUUCUGCACGCCCGGGAUGGUGAUGUCGCUGUACGCGCUGCUCCGCAACCACCCGCAGCCCUCCGAGGAGCAGCUGGCGGACGCCCUGGCGGGCAACCUGUGCCGCUGCACGGGGUACAGAGCCAUCCUCGACGCGGGCAGGACCUUCUGCAAGGUUUCUGGCUGCUGCCAAAGUAAAGAAAAUGGGGUUUGCUGUUUGGACCAAGGAGUAAAUGGAGCCCCAGGAUCAGAGGAGGGAGGUCAGACGAGUCCAGAGUGCUUCUCGGAAGAGGAGUUUGUGCCACUCGAUCCAACUCAAGAGCUGAUAUUUCCUCCCGAGCUGAUGAUGCUGGCUAAGAAGCAGCCACGGAAGUCCCGGGUUUUCAAGGGUGACAGAAUGACCUGGAUUUCCCCGGUGACCCUGAAGGACCUUCUGAAAGCCAAGUCCAAGUUCCCCCAGGCCCCGGUGGUCAUGGGCAACACCUCCGUGGGGCCUGAAAUGAAAUUUAAAGGCAUCUUCCACCCAGUUAUAAUUUCUCCUGAUGGAAUUGAAGACCUGAAUGUCAUAAAGCAGGAGUGCAAUGGGCUGACCCUGGGUGCUGGCCUGAGCCUGGCCCAGGUGCAAGAUGUACUGGCUGAUGUGGUCCAGCGGCUCCCAGAGGAGAAGACGCAGACUCUCCACGCUCUCCUGCAGCAGCUGCAGACCCUGGCUGGAUCUCAGAUCAGGAGCAUGGCUUCUUUAGGAGGCCACAUUGUGAGCAGGCAUCUGGACUCAGAUCUGAAUCCCCUCCUGGCCGCAGGCAGCUGCACCCUCCACGUGCUGUCAGAAGAAGGAGCCCGGCAGAUCCCACUGGACGAGCGUUUCCUUGACAGGAGUCCCAGUGCAGAUCUCAAGCCUCAGGAGGUCUUGCUGUCUGUGACCGUCCCGUACACGCGGAAGUGGGAGUUCGUGUCUGCCUUCCGGCAGGCACAGCGAAAACGGAGCGCACGAGCCACUGUGAAUGCAGGCAUGAGGGUCUUCUUUGGAGGAGACGGAGUCAUCACGGAGCUUUCCAUCCUGUAUGGGGGCAUCGGACCAGCCAUCCUCUGUGCCACAGACACCUGCCGGAAGCUCCUCGGAAGGCCCUGGACAGAGGACACGCUGGGCGAGGCCUGCAGGCUGGUCCUGGGCGAGGUCAUCAUCCCCGGUGCAGCCCCCGGAGGCAGGGUGGAGUUCAGGAGGACCCUGCUGGUCAGCUUCCUCUUCAGGUUCUACCUCCAGGUGUCCCAGAGCUUGAGCCGCAUGGACCCCAGCCGCUACCCCAGCCUGGCGGGCGGGAACGAGAGCGCCCUCGCAGACCUCCACCCCGCGCUCGGCCGGGGGACGUUCGAGCACCAGGGCAUGGACCCCAUGCAGCUUCCUCAGGACCCCAUUGGCCGCCCCAUCAUGCACCUGUCGGGGGUCAAGCACGCCACCGGGGAAGCCAUCUACUGCGACGACCUGCCAGCGGUGGACCGGGAGCUCAGCUUGGCCUUCGUGACCAGCUCAAGGGCCCAUGCUGCCAUCGUCUCCAUGGAUCUGUCAGAGGCGCUCAGCCUGCCAGGCGUGGUGGACAUUGUCACUGCCAAGCACCUUGGGGAUGCAAACUGCUUCGCCGAAGAGACGUUGCUGGCCACAGACAAGGUGCUGUGUGUGGGUCACCUCAUCUGUGCCGUCGUCGCGGAUUCUGAGGUUCGGGCAAAACAAGCUGCCAAGAAAGUGAGGAUCGUCUACCAGGACCUGGAGCCACUGAUCCUCACGAUCGAGGAAGCUAUCCAGCACAAUUCCUUCUUCGAGACAGAGAGGAAGCUGGAGAAUGGGGAUGUGGAGGCGGCAUUGCAGAUGGCGGAUCAGGUUCUCCAAGGUACAGUCCACAUGGGCGGCCAGGAGCACUUCUACAUGGAAACCCAAAGCAUGCUCGUUGUGCCCAGGGGUGAGGACCAAGAGAUGGAUGUCUACGUGUCCACACAGUUCCCCAGAUACAUCCAGGACAUUGUUGCUGCCACCUUGAAGCUGCCGGCUAACAAGGUCAUGUGUCACGUGCGGCGCGUUGGCGGGGCGUUCGGGGGCAAAGUCAUCAAGACGGGCGUCCUGGCCGCUGUGACGGCUUUUGCCGCCCACAGACUUGACCGUGCUGUCCGCUGUGUCCUGGAGCGAGGAGAGGACAUGCUGAUCACUGGGGGCCGCCACCCGUACCUCGGGAAGUACAAGGUGGGGUUCAAGAAUGACGGUCGGAUCGUGGCCCUGGACAUGGAGCACUACAACAACGGGGGCAGCACCCUGGAUGAGUCCCUGUGGGUGGUGGAGAUGGGGCUCUUGAAAAUGGAGAACGCGUACAAGCUGCCCAACCUGCGCUGCCGAGGCCGCGCCUGCAGAACCAACCUCCCGGCCAACACAGCGCUGCGCGGCUUCGGCUUCCCGCAGGCGGGGCUCAUCACGGAGGCCUGCCUGGUGGAGGUGGCGACCAAGUGCGGCUUGUCCCCAGAGGAGGUCCGAGAGGUGAACCUGUACCAGGGAAUCGAGCGGAUGCCCUGUGGACAAGAGAUCAACACCGAGGGCCUGGCCCGCUGCUGGAGCGAGUGCAAGGCCAAGUCUGCCUUCUCCCUGCGGCGGGCAGCCGUGGACAGGUUCAACGCGGGGAGUCCCUGGAAGAAGCGAGGGCUGGCCAUGGUCCCCCUGAAGUUCCCGGUGGGCAUUGGCAACGUUGCCAUGGGCCAGGCCUCCGCUCUGGUCCACAUUUAUCUGGAUGGCUCUGUGCUGCUCACACACGGCGGGAUCGAGAUGGGGCAGGGCGUCCACACGAAAAUGCUGCAGGUGGUGAGCCGGGAGCUGAAGAUGCCCAUGGGGAACAUCCACCUGCGGAGGACAAGCACAGAAACCAUCCCUAAUGCCAAUGCCUCCGGAGGCUCCGUGGUGGCCGAUCUCAAUGGGCUGGCGGUGAAGGACGCCUGUCAAACUCUUCUGAGACGCCUUGAACCCAUCAUCAGCAAGAAUCCCCGGGGGACGUGGAAGGACUGGGCGCAGGCUGCGUUCGACCAGAGCAUCAGCCUCUCUGCUAUCGGAUACUUCAGGGGCUAUGAAUCGAACAUCGACUGGGAGAAGGGUGAAGGCCACCCCUUCGAGUACUGCGUGUAUGGGGCUGCCUGCUCCGAAGUGGAGGUCGACUGCCUGACAGGGACACACAAGAACAUCAGGACAGACAUCGUCAUGGAUGUUGGCCACAGCAUCAACCCCGCCCUCGACCGAGGCCAGGUUGAAGGCGCCUUCAUCCAAGGCAUGGGGCUGUACACCUCGGAGGAGCUGAAGUACUCGCCCCGGGGUGCACUGCACACGCGGGGCCCUGACCAGUACAAGAUUCCAGCCACCUGUGACGUCCCAGCCGAGCUGCACAUCUCCUUCCUGCCUCCAUCCGAAAACUCGAACACCCUGUACUCGUCCAAGGGCCUCGGGGAGUCUGGGGUGUUCCUGGGGUGCUCCGUGCUCUUCGCCAUCUGGGAUGCAGUGAGCGCCGCGCGGCGGGAGAGGGGGCUGCCCGGGAGGCUGGCGCUCUCCAGCCCGCUGACCCCGGAGAAGAUCAGGAUGGCCUGCGAAGACAGGUUCACCAGCAUGAUUCCGAGAGACGCCCCUGGAUCCUACGUUCCUUGGGAUGUCCCCAUAUAAGCGCACACAAACCUCUGGAGGAGAGGGUGGCGCUUCGCACCGCAGCCCAGACAGCCACCCUCUUCUCGGGCAGCUGCGCGGCAUGAGAGACCCUGCUGAGCACCCUGCCUGUGUGAGAGCCGGUUCAGCUAGAUAGGUGAUAGAUAGGUGGUAGGUGAUAGAGUGUCGAUACACUGAUGAUACAUGAUAGGAGAUAGCUCACCAGUGAUGAGAGAUAGAUGAUAGAUAUAGAAGAGACUGAUUAAUAGGCAUUUGCAAUUUGUAAAGCACACUUUAAAUGGCAUGACUAUGAACUCCUUCCCUCGAGGGCGGUAUUCACCAUUGCUGUGUCCCUGGGCUGGAGCACAGGAUGAUUUCUAUGUGAUUUGUAUCUGGCUUGUAUUUACCAAUAAAAAUUAUACUGUCUGCUGAAAGA
Octodon degus (degu) is the source of this 4475-nucleotide messenger RNA. RefSeq names its product aldehyde oxidase 1. The record is from RefSeq and is a predicted model, not a curated record. Gene Ontology annotation, molecular function: FAD binding; NAD binding; molybdopterin cofactor binding. The coding region runs from base 56 to 4060 and encodes 1334 amino acids. NCBI's taxonomy places the organism in Eukaryota, Metazoa, Chordata, Mammalia, Rodentia, Octodontidae. The transcript has 35 exons.